CAACUGAAAGUCAUGGAGUAUUUCCUGACCAGGAACUUUUACUCACAAUUCGAGUUCUUUUUUCGACCGACUCCCACGUUGGGAGUACAUUCUAGCGUUCGAGGCAGUGUAAGCUUAAGUUGGCCAUUUCUUUUAUGGUUUUACGAAUGAAGCUCAGGUUUGAAACUCUUGAAAUGAAGGCUUUUGUGUAUGCUUUAAUUAUUCUCACUCUAGUGCUAAUUUUGAACCUACUCUCGCGAAGAAGGAAGAAAAAAAUCUACGAGUUUAUGGCAUCGUUACCUGGGCCCGUUUGUUUCCCAUUUAUUGGUUGCGGGUACACUCUAAUGACCAUGGGCCAAACAGAUAUGGUGGAUUUCCUCAGAACUCAAAUAAGGUUCUACCCUCGAAUUUGCAGAUACUGGUUUUUUCACAAACCGUAUAUCUGCGUCAGCGACCGGAAAAUCUUGAGCGCGGUUCUCAACAGUUUUCAAUGCAUUAACAAAAGUGCGGAAUACACGCCUCUCACCCAAAUGGGAGCAGGAAUAUUCACACACAAUGGCACUAAAUGGCGUAAAUUGAGGAAGCAAAUUAACCCCUGUUUUAGAACUGACGUCAUUGCAACCUUUGGUGAAACUUUCAGCCGUAACACAAGGAUUCUCUUAGAUGCUCUCCAAGAACGUGCUGACGAUGGGAAAUCUUUCGAUUUGUUCCCAUUGUUGAAUUCAUUCACAAUUGAUCUUGUUUUUGAAAAUUUCAUGGGAUGCAGCAUAAAUAUGCAAAAGGAGAGACCAUCAGACAUUCCGCACCAUAUACUUCGGGCACUAGAAAUUGUUUUGCAGAGGUGCUUCAAUUUUUUGGAGUGGCCUGAGCUAUAUUGGCAGUUGUCAGGAAAACAGAAAAAAAUAGACGAACUGAUUGCGCCUUUGAAGCGCAUCUGCCGAGAGGUCCUGCAACAGCAGCUAUCACAAAUACGCAAAACAAGAAAAAGUGAUGCACAGCUGGAACGCAAACCUCUACAAUUUAUCGAAGUAUUGAUGAAUAACAUAGAUGCUGGGGACUUGGACCUGGACGAAGCCGUUGAGGAGGUGAUCGAUAUGACAGCGGCUGGAUCUCUGACAACGGCAAUGUCAAACGCUUGGUCCCUUAAAGUGCUAGCCUCUCACCCGGACCUCCAAGAAAAAGCGUACCAGGAGGUUUUCAGCAUUAACCAGGGAAAAGAGAUUAAAUUCGAACAACUCUCACAACUCGUCUAUGUGGAGGCUGUCAUCAAGGAGACUAUGCGACACUUCGGGGCUCUUGUUACUGGUCGCGACGUCCUCGAGGAUCUGCAGGUCGAUGAAAAAACAACUAUUCCGGCUGGAGUAUCACUGCUACUGGCAUUAUAUGAGCUACACCACGACCCGGAGCUGUGGAAGAAACCGGCGAAAUUUUAUCCAGAGCACUUCUUACCAGAGCUUGAAAGCCGUCGGCCAAAAGGAUCAUUUUUACCUUUCUUAGUUGGACCAAGGAACUGUCCAGGAAACAAGUAUGCAAUGCAGUCCAUGAAGUAUGUUUUGGCUAACACGAUUCUACACUUUGAAUUUUUACCAGUUGAAACUCUACCGGAGGAUUUAUCGGAGAUGGAGUGUAAUUUUGCUCUAUUCCUGGUGCCCAAAUCGGGAUUCAAUGUCUAUGUCCGAAAGAGACGUACAUCUCAACUUUCUCCGGACUUGAUAAAUACGGCAGAGGCUACGGUGUGACCAACUUUGUAAUCGGACUAAAAAGCCGAUCUGUCAACUAUAGAUGUCCUUCAACUUGCAACACUGCAACCUGAAUUUUGGCAAAAGUUCUCCAUAGUUAAAAAGAUUAGGUGGGGAUUCGGCCGGUUUCUGAUUUAUUAUUCAGAGUAUGGAAAGUUUGGCAACAAUGCACAGAACAAACAUGAAUGAAACGUGGUAUAAAAGAAAUGAGCUAUUUAAGUAAAGUAGUGUACGUACAUAUCUGAAAUUUACAUUCGCGAUUUAGUAAAGAUCGAGUGGAAUCUUCUUUUAAAGUUUUUAAUAACACAUGAACAUUUGGUUGUUUCUUGUUAACGAGUUUGUUCAACUGGGAGUUCCAGCCUUUCACCAAAUUAUUUGUACGGUCAUGAACAGAGGAGCAAUUCCACAUCUCCUUCGGGAUGUUUGGAUUAUCCACCGAUUGUUCCACAGAAGAAUCAUUAAAUUUCAAAAUGUUAUCGUGUAAUGGGCAAUCCUCCAUAAUAAUGAACCAGACAUCAUCUUGCUCAUCAAGGUCAAUAAGUGCCGAAGAGGCACAUUUUCUAAUAUGAUCUCUUAUGGCAGUACAGCUUUAUACUCAACGCUGAGACCCAAUUCCUGAACUUUCCUCCAAAUUGACCGGUUAAAAUGAAAGUUACACCCGUGCAAUUUUGCGUCAGGAUAUAAAUUUGACAAAACGGAUAUGACAGCAAUCUCAAAAUCUAAACAGAAACUUUGUGGCUUCCACGUUCGAAAUUUUUCCACAUGAUAAGAGCAUUCCUCUGCUUCGCAUUAGUACAUUGUUGCCAAACUUUCCACACUCUGGAUAAUAAAUCGGAAACCGGCCGAAUCCCCACGAAAAAUCCGACCGGCCGAAUCCCCACGCGACCAGUUUAAAAUGACCUCCCCAGAAAUAAAAUCCCUCGGAUUUCACACCUUCAUCCGAAGUCUGAAAUCCUUCGAAACGUAGGUACACGUUGGAGGAAAGAAAUGAGUAGCUCUUGACAACACAAUCCACGUUGGAAUAUACCAUCUCAAUAAUAACAUCCUGAAUAUAUGUGUAUCUUUUUUCAGCAUUUAUGUAUUUGACAUGGUGCAGUCGUCAUGCACAUUUCUUAAAAUAUCAAGUUUCCAAUUAAUUUACUGCGCCGUGUUUGCAUUCCUUCAGCGAAAAAAUGUAUUGCAGUUCCAAUCGCCAUAUCGUUGAUAACAGGUCAUUAUUUUUCCGAUCCACUAUCAGCAAAUUCACACUUUCAACUUAUUCUUAGCCCUGACAUAAUCAUCGAUAUAAAACGGGGCAUCUCUCUUUAACUCUUUUUUAUUUUUUUCGAAUCCCUUGGGGCUCACUUUGACCGGAACCCGCAGUGCUCGGAAAAACCGGAAGAGCCGGAAGCAUCGGAUGAUAAAAAAGAGGAGGAUAUCAGCCACACCGAGUAAGGAAACUCCCAGGAAGAGGCCAGCACUGUUACCGAAAGAGAUAAGAGCGUCCAUAAAAGAGAACACCAGAUCCGUUUGGUAUUGGAUACAGAACGAGCUCCGGAAAUGUACAUCCACUUGAAUUGUGUUUUCCCCUCCGCUAAAAACAAAUUAAAAUA
Messenger RNA from Bemisia tabaci, 3310 nucleotides. Its product is annotated as cytochrome P450 4C1. NCBI's taxonomy places the organism in Eukaryota, Metazoa, Arthropoda, Insecta, Hemiptera, Aleyrodidae. The record is from RefSeq and is a predicted model, not a curated record. Gene Ontology annotation, molecular function: monooxygenase activity; iron ion binding; oxidoreductase activity, acting on paired donors, with incorporation or reduction of molecular oxygen.